CCGACGAACACACGUCGGCGUCGUAAUAUAACUAGAAGUUUUGAGACUUCUCAAUUUAAAUAGUUUGCCACAUUUUACAAAAAAGAUGGAAAAUUUUAUUACUGAGUCUUUCAAAGACUUACUUCAUAAAAUAGCUAAAGAACAGAAGUUUGUCGACUACAAUCUAGACAUCAAAGAAAUAUCGAGUGGAGGAGCAAACUAUACGUCCAAGUUGUUUGCUGUGAGCAUUAUUGAAGGUUCUAAAACACUGCAGCUAUUUUGCAAAGUCGCAGCCAUUGGUGAGAAGAUGCGAGCUCAGUUGGCGAAAAUAUUCACAACAGAACAUUUUUUCUACACAAAUCUGGGAAAAAUGUAUAGAAAUAUUGAAGACUAUUGUGGAAUACCAGAUGAACUUAAGUUAAAUGUCAGCAAGUACUACGGAAGUAUUACUGAGCUGAACGAAGAAGCGAUGGUGCUGGAGGACCUCACGGCAGCCGGGUACGAGGCUUACGACAGGUUCAAGUCGAUAGACUGGCCGUACGCGAAGGCAGCGACCCGGGAGCUGGCCAAGUUGCACGCAUGCGCCUGGGCAUAUGCUAAACAGGAUCCUGAAGGGUUUGAAGAUAUAAAGAAAAAGUUAUUGUAUGAUAUUAAUAUGGACGAAUCUGAUACAGAAGUUUAUGCAACCAAAAUGAUAGGAAAUGCUGUUAAUAUUCUUCUUCUGCAGGAGAAGAAAGAUAAACUGAUCAAAUAUUUUGAAACGUUAGACCCGGACACAUACAAAAUGAUGCAGAAAACGAGCCGACGUCUGGUGCUGUGCCAUGGAGACUACAAACCCAGCAACUUGAUGCAUAAGAUUCUUGAAGAUGGCACGAUAGACAUUAAAGUUGUCGACUUACAGACCAUGCAGGCGAGAAGUCCAAUUGUUGACCUACUAUACUUCAUCAUAGCGGGCACUGACGAGACGUUCCGCACGCAGUACUUUGACAAGCUGCUGGACCACUACUACUUAGAGCUCAGUGCCGCCAUGAAGAGGCUACAGCUAAACCCUGACGAGACCUUCUCUAGAGAAUACUUCGAUUGUGAAGUGAAGGAGAAGCUGCCUUACGGGCUUCUCCUAGCAGUCUUCGUCUUGCCAGUCCUUACCGUGGAGAUGGAGAAUGCCCCCCAGGUGGACGAGUCCCUCGACAUUGCCAAGUUCAACGUGGAGAAGACCAGCGACCUGUACGCUGAGAGACUGAAUGGAAUUGUCAACGACUACGUCAAGUGGGGGAUUCUGAAAUAGCUGGUCAUAAAUAGAAAUCCUUAUGACAUGCUGUGGAGCUGGACCAAUAUCCGCGAACCAAUUUAUCGUGAGAUUGAACAGUAGUGAUGCUGUCGUUGUAACAUCAAUUGAACAAAUAUAAAAGAACACUUUAGUCAACUAUAAAAAUGUGAUUGUACCUAUAUUAAUAAUGAAAUCACGUAGUGCGAUUGUAUUAAAUGAAAUAGUAUACAUUUUCUGUUUAAUUCAAAAUAUUGAUUCAGCAAUAAAACUAGCUAUUUUUCUAGAUUCACCAGAUCCACUCUGACCCACAGA
This is a messenger RNA of Spodoptera litura, 1558 nucleotides long. RefSeq lists its product as uncharacterized. The record is from RefSeq and is a predicted model, not a curated record. Lineage: Eukaryota; Metazoa; Arthropoda; Insecta; Lepidoptera; Noctuidae.